Daldinia childiae is the source of this 1515-nucleotide messenger RNA. RefSeq names its product 3-(3-hydroxy-phenyl)propionate/3-hydroxycinnamic acid hydroxylase. The transcript has 3 exons. The coding region runs from base 1 to 1515 and encodes 504 amino acids. The record is from RefSeq and is a predicted model, not a curated record. Lineage: Eukaryota; Fungi; Ascomycota; Sordariomycetes; Xylariales; Hypoxylaceae. Gene Ontology annotation, molecular function: FAD binding.
AUGGCUGGUAGAAAGUUCAGAGUUGUUGUAGUCGGCGGUGGCCCUGUGGGCUUAACUAUGGCCCACACGCUCUCGAAAGCCGGAAUCGAAUUUGUCGUACUCGAGCGUAGACCGAGUGUCUUCGAAGAUGCCGGUGCUAGCCUGGUUAUUGGCCCUCACGGGAUGCGCGCCUUCAAGCAACUUGGACUUUACGAACGACUUCGCGAGAUAAGCGUAGAGUUCACCGACUCGCGGACAUGUACUGAAGACGGCCGCGAGUAUAACACGAUAUCGGUUCGCGACGAGUUCACGGCUGAUUUUGGCUGUUCGAGCAGCGUUUUCAACCGGGCCGAGUUGAUUCAGGCAAUCUACGAGGGCCUAAGUGAAUCCGACCAGGCUCGUGUCUUGACUGAUAAGAAAGUAACCGAUGUUACAUCUGACGACUGGGGCGUGACUGUUCGUUGUGCGGACGGAACACGGUACGAUGCAUCUAUUGUCGUCGGCGCCGAUGGUGUUCACAGUGCUGUUCGAAAACAUAUGCGUAGCAAUGCCUUGAAGGCUUCACCCAAAAUGCAAAUCGAUCCGGAGAAGCCGUUUUUGGCCGAGUAUAGGAUGUUAUGGGCCUCAUUUCCCUUGCAGGGUGAUAAACACGACGGCCCACCGGGCUUGGGAGGAAGCACGCAUUGCAGUGACCAUGCUUUACAAUAUGUCCUUGGACAUAACCGAGGCUGGAUCUUCAUUUACGAGCGUCUUUCAACCCCGACUAGAGAACCUACUAGGUACACGGAGGAGGAUGUUAUUGCGUGUGGCGAGCGGUGGGGAGAUGUGGCCUUUGGUAAGAAGUUGAAGGUAAAAGACGUUUUCUCAAAGCGUAUCCACGCAGGUAUGACCAACCUCGAGGAGGGAGUACUGAAGCGGUGGUACUGGGAUCGAAUUGUUCUCGUCGGCGAUGCUGCACACAAAUUCACACCGAACCCUGGGCAAGGAUAUAUGAAUGGCAUGCAAGAUGUUCUUGCUCUUACCAACAUUCUACAUAGUGUCCUGAAACCAUACCGCGACGACGCAAACGGAGAGUAUGACGGCAAGGGGCCGAAUACUAAGAUAUUGUCCGCUGCAUUCAAGCGGUACCAAGACGGGAGACUAGCGGGCGCCCAUCAAGGCUGUGACCUUUCGGGCCACGAAAUACGAAAGCAGACACAGCGGACGACUUGGCUCUGGUUGCUUGACACCUGGAUGAUGCCGUACUUCCCGAAGUGGGCGGACUCUUGGAUGCUGGAACUUGCCUUCAAGAGGGCCAUACGCAACGGGCUGGUGCUGGAUUUUGUGGACGGCGAGGAGACGAUCAAGGGAAAUGUUGCUUGGGCUCAUCCUAUGCCAAACCCAGCUACUCGGGCAUUAUUGGCUAAGAAGGCCCAAGGGAACCUAGUGGCCCCUUUUCUAAGUGUGGUGGGUAUUUGUGGCAUUGCACUGGCGGCGUCGAUGGCUCUCACUAGCCGUUAUAGAUUGCCUAUCCUUGAGAAACUACCUAUAUGGUAG